This is a messenger RNA of Solanum verrucosum, 378 nucleotides long. Its product is annotated as F-box/kelch-repeat protein At3g23880-like. The transcript has a single exon. Bases 1 to 378 code for a protein of 125 amino acids. The record is from RefSeq and is a predicted model, not a curated record. NCBI's taxonomy places the organism in Eukaryota, Viridiplantae, Streptophyta, Magnoliopsida, Solanales, Solanaceae.
AUGGGGAAGGUGGAGCUGCCCAGGGACAUCAAAGGAGGAGGUUUGAAGCUUGGAUUGUUGGGAAGUGAUCUUUCGGUCCUCUGUCAUUCUGAUGUGUGGGUAAUGAAGGAAUAUGGAGUUAAAGCAUCUUGGACAAAACUGUAUACCAUCACGUAUCCUGAGAACUAUAAUCUUUCUCUGCCCCUUUUCACGUAUAAUAAAGGUGAAAUUUUGCUCGCGUUUAAAUCAACUUUCGCGAUAUACGAUCCAAAGAAUGACUCUAUCACAUAUCCAGAGGUUACUAGUAUUUACGAGUAUAUGGAUGCGGAACUCUUCAUCGAAAGCCUAGUUUGUCCGGAUUUACCAAACGAAGAUUGGAAGAUGUUAGAACUCAGGUGA